UAUUAUUAUCGUAUAUUUAAUAAAACAAUAAUUAUAAUUUAUUUACAUGGAUAACAAUCGAGCGUUCCGAUUUUAAUAAAAGUGUAAUAUUCGUGCUCGACCACUACUGUCGUUGUUACAAUACAAUUAUUAUUACACGGCGGCGGGCGGCGCGUCUUCGUCUGUCGUGUCGAACGAUCCGUGGUGGGCCGUGAUAAAUGAUAAUAGUAGAUCAGCUCUAUCGCUAUGGAUCUGUGUCGCACGCUCGCGAUAAGAAAAUAAUAACAUUUGUUUGUUACGCUCGGUGAUAGUGACUAGUGAGCAGCAACACCACCACCACCAGCUGCAUUCUAGGCGGCGAUCGUCGCUCAUAAAUCGUAAUCCACGAUCGGACUGUCACGGCCGUCGUCCGUGUCGCAUGUGACCCGUGGCGGCCGUGCGACCGCUGAAGUCGGUAACGGCGGACACCGUCGCAUACAUCGGCAGACACCAACAGCAACGAUGUGGGCCACCAGCGGCUUGGCCGUUAUUGUAUGGCUGUUAACCGCUACGUCCGCAUCUGCCAGAUAUCCGGUUGUCUUAGUUCCAGGUGAUGGUGGUAGCCGCAUUGAUGCUAAAUUGAACAAACCCAGUGUUGUUCAUUAUUUAUGUGAUAAAAAAACAAAUGAUUAUUCUAACAUUUGGUUAAAUCUUGAAUUGUUAGUGCCAUAUGUGAUAGACUGCUUGAUAGACAAUAUGAGACUGAUUUAUGACAAUGUUACCCAUACUACUCACAGUCCUCCAGGUGUAGAUAUAAGAGUACCUGGAUGGGGAAAUUCUUCUGCUGUUGAAUACAUUGACCCUAGUUUAUCCACCUUUGGUGCUUACUUUAAGAGUGUUGGUGAUACAUUAGUUGGUACUGGUCUUGAGCGAGAUGUUUCUAUUCGAGGAGCUCCUUAUGAUUUUAGGAAAGCGCCUAAUGAAAAUACAGAGUUUUUUGUAAAAUUAAAGACACUAACUGAAGAAACAUACCAACAAAAUAAUAAUACACCAGUUGUGUUCAUUGUACAUAGUAUGGGAGGAUGUAUGACAUUACAAUUUUUGCGAUCUCAAACACAAAAGUGGAAAGAUCAAUAUGUCAGAGCAAUGGUUUCAUUAGCUGGUGCUUGGGGUGGAGCCGUUAAAGCAUUGAAAGUGUUUACUGUAGGUGAUGACUUAGGUGUUUAUGUUCUUAGUGGUAGUGUUCUAAAAGCUGAACAAAUUACAUCUCCUAGCUUAGCAUGGCUUUUACCAUCUCCAUAUUUUUGGAAGUCAGAUGAAGUAUUAGUUGAAACUGAUACAAAAAACUUCACAGUGGCAGACUAUAAACCAUUUUUUGAAGACAUAGACUACAUGACUGGCUAUAAUAUGUAUUUAGACGUUAAACAGUACAUGGAUUUUGGACCACCUGGUGUAGAAGUCCAUUGUUUACACGGUGAUACAAUUCCAACAGUUGAAAAAAUGAUAUUUGGACCGGGUAAAUUUCCCUUUAAGUAUCCUAAAUUGCAAUAUGGUAAUGGAGAUGGCACAGUUAAUUCCAGAAGUCUUGAAGGUUGCACUUAUUGGUCAAGUAUGCAAAAACAAAAAGUUUUUCAUCAAGUAUUUCCAAAUGCUGACCACAUGACAAUCUUAAGGGAUGAACGAGUAUUGGAUUACAUUGCUCAGCUCAUGGAAAAACUAUAGAUACCUAAUUAUCUUAAACUUAAGUCAUUAUUAGGAUGCAUAAUAUAAUAAUUUAAUAACUGUUUAAGUUCAUCUUAAUAGAUAUUUAAGGAAAUUAGUAACAAUAAAUAAUAUUUUUGUACAAUAUGAACAAGUACUCAAACUUUCUUAAACCUCCAAUUUACAUUAAAUUGUUUUUCAUUUUGUGGUUUACUGGAGACCUUAAAAUACUCUGAAACAAUCAAUUUCUUUGUUUUUUAGUGAAUUGAUCGAUAAGUUUAUUAAAUUUAUUAGAACUAAACUUGUUCAUUAUUCAUUGUUAAUUAUUUAUAUAGUUAGUAAUGUAACCAUUUAAUAAUUUAAAAAAUAUAAUGUUUCAACAUUUUGUAUAAUACAAAGUAAUGUAGUACAAAAUUUAUUAGUAAUAGUAAAUAUCACAAAUUAAAACAUAAUUGUAUCAAAAUAUUAUCAAUCCAGAAAAAUAAGGUAGAUGAAUCUAAUUGAUAGAAAUAUGAUAUGAUUAUUACAACAUUUAUAAAUAUUAUUUUAUUAUAGAAAAAACUUGUGAAAAAUUAAGAAAAUAAUAUAGAAAAAAAAUUAAAUGUA
Messenger RNA from Aphis gossypii (cotton aphid), 2265 nucleotides. RefSeq names its product phospholipase A2 group XV-like. The transcript is spliced from 7 exons. The record is from RefSeq and is a predicted model, not a curated record. Gene Ontology annotation, biological process: lipid metabolic process. Lineage: Eukaryota; Metazoa; Arthropoda; Insecta; Hemiptera; Aphididae. The coding region runs from base 481 to 1680 and encodes 399 amino acids.